Molecule: messenger RNA, 2116 nt
Organism: Chara braunii
Lineage: Eukaryota; Viridiplantae; Streptophyta; Charophyceae; Charales; Characeae
Source: the annotation of a GenBank genome assembly
AGGGACAAUCCUCUGCACACAUAGAUGCAGAAACCAUGUCAUUGUAGUGAUUGUGACAGAGAUGAUGGCGACCACAAACGAGUGUAACAGUGUCUGUAGCAGUGCAAAGGAGAAGGUCGCAGAGUGUUGGUACGUUGUCUUGCUGCAGCAUGGGGCCAGAGGGAUGAUCUUCAACACAAAAGAGAUUGCGGACAGUUUGGUGUGGCAAAAAAACAGCAUCAUGAUCCCAAGGACUGCCAAUAUGGAUGCAACAUCGGAGGCAAACAAGAAGCGUCUUACAUCUGAGUCGUCUGCAGAGUCCGUUUUCAGCCUUAUGAAUUUGGCGGCAGGAAGUCCUCUUAGUUCACCGCUUGCGUUAUCCCCCAGUUCUGUUGGUUCUCCACAAGAUGUGGGACACUUGCAGCUUGGCGGAAGUGGGUCUCCAACCUUGGCCACGAAGAACCGGAUGCCAAUCCCCAUGCUGGUGGGAACUAGCGGGCCGUUGUCCCCACUCUCCUUGCCCUCGUCACUUUCUAUGGGAAGCCAUACUGGGUCUCAAUCGGGCUCCCCAAUGCUGCAGUCCCCACCUGGUGUGUCCGCUCUCCGACACACCUCACCUCCAGCUGUUCGAUCCCCAGGUACACCAUUGCCACUAUCUCCUCCAACAAAACUCCGUAAAACAAAUGCGGGUGGCAGCUAUGUGAGUUCCAUGCGAGGGCUUAUUAAUGCGGCGAGCGGGAAAGUGAUGAGUCCCACUUCUUCUGGCCAUGUGAAACCAGGCGGGCCCAUGAGCCCAUUUGCAGGUAUGCCGUCACCUGCAUUUCCCGUGUGGGGUGUUGGAGGUGGACCUGGUCCUGGAAGUCCAUCGCCAUUGACAUCACCUCUUUCCAGAGAAGGUGGUGCUCUUAGUGUUGUUACCUCCCCAAGUGGGGAUUUUGUAGAUGACUCUAAAGAGGCAGCAAAGGAUGUGGAGGCAGAAGCAGUUCCAAGGGAAGCAGUUUUCCCAAGAGUCGUGCACACACCAAGGAGUGUGCGGAAAACCAGGAUCACCCACCCUGCCCUGUUGCCCCAACUGGCGCUAGAGGUGGCUGAAGAGAUUGUGCGGUAUCAGUGGUACAUAAUGCAUGGUGUUGAUGAAGCGUUUAUUGCGCCAAUCAAGGAAUCAUGGCUCAGCAACACAAGGGCAUUAGUAAGCCGGAACUGGAGGAUACCGGGUGACAAAGCCAGGGAGAUAAUGUCAGAGAUAGAGGCAGAGGUGUGUCAGGACUACAUUUUGAGCGUGAAGAAGGGUAUUGUAGACUAUGUCCUGAGGGACGAGUCCGAACGCAAACGCCUGGGCCUGACUACAAUGGAGAGUGUCAUGAGGACGGUAGCGGAGUCAAUGGGAGGCGGGGGAGCUGUUCCGGCCAUGGGGGGGAAGAGGUGGGGACCCGCUGCCGUGCUUAUCCUGACAGCGGAUUGGUGCAUGGCGGUGCGACUGGCUGGUGAGGCCCUUCUACGGGAUUUGCAUCGGUUGUCACCACACACACUAGAACUGGUUGGGUUAUGGGAGAAGGUGUUUGACGGCCGGGCAUUUGUUGAUGUGGGCCAGAUGGAGUUCAUGAGUCAGAUGCCAUUCACGGUCAAUGGGUUUCUCGAGUGCCAGAUAAGUUACGGCGACCAAGUGAAACAGACAGUUGAGCAGGAGUGGCUCCCCUCGGCGACCAACCUUUUCACCAAAAGUCCACCGGAGCCGCUCAACCGAGAUUUGAAGGGGUUUUAUACUGCCGUCGCUGUCCUUAUGUCCAUACAGCUUCGCAGAUUGGUCGAGAACACAGUUACUCGCUAUCAUGAUUUCUUCGCACAAUACGGAAAGGCGACCAACCUGCGUAACCCGAAGGCGUCAAAGCGGGUGGAGGAAGCAGGGAUUACAAGGGAAACGCGCAAGCGAUCCAUACUGGGAGUGGACAAAAGGGUCUUUGAACUUCCCACUUGGCUAAAACCUGUUUUUGUCAUGGAGCUUCAACAAGACAAAGGAGUUUGCAGGUGACUGCCCAAAACUGGUUUUACCCUCUCCGCCGUCUCCAGGCCAACGAAGACUUGGUGCUUUCACAAAAAAAUAUGUGAAAUGCGCCUGGACAAUAUAGUAUUCCAUCUA